Molecule: messenger RNA, 795 nt
Organism: Ascochyta rabiei
Lineage: Eukaryota; Fungi; Ascomycota; Dothideomycetes; Pleosporales; Didymellaceae
Product: Cell wall synthesis protein kre9 precursor
Exons: 3
Coding region: 1-795 (264 amino acids)
Biological process (GO): fungal-type cell wall organization; (1->6)-beta-D-glucan biosynthetic process; cell wall biogenesis
Cellular component (GO): extracellular region
Source: RefSeq, a predicted model, not a curated record
AUGACGCGGUUCCUCCUGCCCUUCACCGCCCUCGCCACCCUCGCGCCUCUGGUGAGCGCGGGGAUCAAAUUCACAAGCCCACCGGCCGGCGCCAAGCUGACGGCGGGCACGGCGAUCGAGAUUGAAUGGGAGGAGGGCGGCACGGGGCCCAGCAUCAGCGACCUGACGACCUACCAGGUCAUUCUGGUCGGUGGCGGACAGAAGCCCGAGCAGCAGCAGGUCGUCAAGGUCCUCACCACAGCCGGCAACUUUGCCCUCGGCGGCAACAAGGCUUCUGCCAUGGUCGAGACGGGACUGCCUGGCGCGAGCACGCCAGCUAAUGCCUACUUCAUCAAAAUGGUCGCCGUGGGCAAGACGGGCGGUGAACUCACCACCUACUCCGACCGCUUCUCCUACUCUGGCAUGACGGGCGCAUGGGGAGACGCAGUGCUACAGGGACUCGACGACCUCGAUGGCACCGACGGGCCUGCGACUGUAGACGGCACCACGGAUGCUGCAGGUGAUGGAGCAGGUGCAGAUGGCGACUACGACGUCGCCUACACAAUGCAGACCGGCCCUACCCGCUACGCGCCCAUGCAGCCAAUACCGCCCACCAAGGUCACCGCCACGGACACAAGCCCCUUGUACCCCACCAGCAGCGUCAAGAUCGCCACCACCGCCCUGCCAAUCCCGAGCAUACAGACGACAAUCACCCAGAGUCAGACCUUCUCCGUCAGCAGCGUCGAGAAUACGGUCGCUGCUGCCCCCAACCCUACCGAUGACAUGCAGAAGUUCCUCAACAGGUGGAAGGACUAG